GGUGCAGGUUUGAGCUGCGAGCUGGUGGCUGGGAUGCUCAGAGCGAGCCGCUUUGGGAAAGGCUCAGCAGCCUUUUAUCAGCCUGAAAUUUAAAAUUGAACCAGAAGAAGCAAAACCACUCUUUCUCUUCUGUUUGGCCAGCAACCUUUUAAUCAUAAUAAGAGAGUCGUGCUCUCCCUCGGGACGGCUGGUGGCUGCCAGGUCCCUGUCAGCUGGGGAGAUCAGGGCCACACAAAGAUGUGUUUGGCCGAGGGCUGGGGUUUCGCUUUGUGCUUGUUGCAGGACUGGGCCCCCCGCACCGACCUAAUAAAUCAUCUUUGCCGCAGCAGCAGCAGCCAGUGCCUGUCUGAGCGGCUUUCUUCCCGAGCCGAGAGGUGGAUAAUCCAGAUGACCGCCGUCCCCGCUGUCUGAGCGCAGCUUCGGGAGGAGCCCCGGGGAGAUGCCGGGGCCGUGAGCUCCUGCAGGACCCCCCCGGAGGGAGGCACGAGGGUUGAACCCCGAGCCCCCAGCAGCUCGCUGCCGCUCAGCUCUCGGGGCUGGAGAUGUCCCAGCAAGGGUCUUGCUCUGCGUCAUCCUUCAACAGGUGUGCUGGUCCUGGAGCCUCCGCACUUUGCAAAUGAAGCCGCUCGCGGGGACCUCGCCGGGCGCGGGGGAAGAGGCGCAGGGACGUGCCCAGGGGCGUGCGGCGCGGCAGCGGCACAGGAGGGGCUGCAGGCAGAGCCCCCCGGCUCGCAGGGAGCAGCAGGCAGAGCCGGCCGAGCUCCCCGCGUCUCCGGAUGAAGGGAGGAUGAGCAGUCCCCAGGGGCACCCGGACGGGGUCGUGGCCGGGGCUGAGCAGAGCGUGGAGCGUGCCGGCGAGGAGCCAGGCAAGGACAGGCAGGAGCUGGCCGUGCGCACCCGGGACAGUGACGGGAUCGAGGAAGAUGCAGAAACCCUGGAGGAGCCGCUGCUGAGCUUCCCCGGUGAGCUCUCGGUGCUGGAGAGACUGGGCCUGCAGAGCGUGGCUUUGACGGAGCAGGACGUGGAGGCAGCCUUUGCCCACCUUGCCCUGGCUUUUCGCUGCGACGUCUUCACCCUGCGGCAACGGGUGCAGGUGGAGAAGCGGGCACGGGAUGCGGCGGAGGAAAACAUCCAGGAGGAGCUGGGGCAGUGCCGGGCUGCCCUGGAGAGGCUGGGCGCAUCCUGCCCGGACGUGGGCUGCAGGGAGGUGCUGGAGCAGCUGCAGCACAGCCUGGCCGUGCUGGCGGCCGCCGUGGAGCGGGCAACGAGCGCUGCGGAGAAGCUGGGGGCCGUUCAUCAGGAGGCCCGGAUGAGCCGAGCGGCGGAGGUGAUGGUCCAGCACGUGGAGAACCUGAAGCGGCACCACCUGCGGGAGCACGCCGAGCUGGAGGAGAUGAAGCGCCUGAUCCAGCAAAACUCCCGCAACCGGCAGCUGGCCGAGACCCAGGAUGAUGCGGAGCCACGGCUGAGGCCUCACCCCCUGAUGCGAUCCUUCCAGCAGGGCUUGGCUGGGAGGAGGCCGUUCUCUAGCACCAGCUCGAAUUCGGCACUGCUUCCCCUCCAGCUCAAGAGGCAUCUGCCCGCCGCAGAGUCAGCAUCGCCGUCAUCCCCAAGCAGCUCUUGGUGCCAGCACGGACGGCCGAGCGUCCCCCGCCAGCGAGCCGGAGGGGUCUCAGCGCCCAGCCAGCACCCAGAGGAGCGAGCUGGAGCCACCGCGCCGGGGCAGCACCGUGAGCGGGGAGCCGGCGGCUGGGGGGGACGGCAAGGACACAAGCGCAGGGGGCGAGGAGCCGGAGCAGCUUGGGCUGAUGUCCAAGGGGUCCCCGGCGGAGCUGUGGCGGCCGUGGCUCUUCCUCCCGCAGCACUACUGGGUUUUGUUCUGGCUGCUUCUCCUGAGCGUCGCCUUCCUCCUCCUCCUCCGCGUCCUGGAGCUGCAGCGGCUGCAGCCCGCGCCUUCGCCCAAGGCCUAGCUGCAGCAAGGGGGGAGGCGGCUGGGGGGCACCCGCUCUCCGUCACUGCUCCUGCCCCCCGCCACGAAACACAGAGACCCUCGAAAAAUAAAAUCGGAGGAAGAAUCGGGGAUUUUUUUUGAAGGAGCAGGGGGCGAUGCCCUGUGCUAGGAGCUGAGGGUGGGCUCCCCGGGCAUGAAGGGCGCGGGGAGCUGCAGCAGCCCCCAUCCCUGGCAGGACUUUCCUCAUUCUCACGGCACACUGAGGGCUAUGGGGACAUGCCCUUUGUGUCCCCUUUUCCUUGGGGACACAGACCAGGCUGCCUGUGGCCAGCAGGUUGGCGUUAGAGCCGUGUCCCAGCCGUGCCAUUGCGGUGGCACACCCUUGGUCCCUGCUGCCUGGGGGCUCUCAUCCCCAAGGGCUGAUGCUGCUCUCCUCCUCCCCACAUCUGGGGGCUGCCACCACCUCCGUCCCUGUCCCCAGCCCCAGCUUGGGCACUCCUGGGGCCUUCCAGAGCAGCCGUCGAUUUGUGCCUCCGGUUCUUUCUGCCACCGUGAUUAAAAUCGAGUGCUGCUUCCCAGCAAGCCGUCCCCUGGGGGGAAAAAACCCGCGCCUGGAAGGAGCCGAUGAGCCGUGUUUGUAGCGCCACGAAGGGCUUGGCAAACAGAGGGAGCUGUUUCCGACAGCUCCCGUGCCUGGGAAAAGCGCCCAGCUUCCCGCAGCCGCCCCGUUUCCGUGUCCGCCCUGGCCUCUCGCGCCUCCGAGCCGCGGGUGGGCUCCGCCUUGCCUGCACCCAGGGGAUUUGCAGGGGGCUGGGGGGCUCGAAACGCCCCCAGCCCGGCUGUGGGUGAGGGUCCUGCACCAGGACCCCUGUGAGGACACCCCAAAGGGCUGCGGGGAGGAGGGAUGGAGGUGUGCAUGCCGUCCUGUGUCCCCAUGGCCGCAGGCAGCGCCGCGGGUGACUCACGGGUUGCCGACGUAGCCCCGGCUCCGUGUGCCAGCUCGCCCCGUGUCCCUGAGUCACCGCGGCCUCGUGGCAGGUUGUCACCGUGCGUCACUGGCCCGCGAGCCCCUUCUCCAAGCUGCUCGCCCCAGCAUGGGGCAAGCGGCCAGCAGCACCCCGAGGAGGCCGCCGCUGGAAAAAUCCCC
Oxyura jamaicensis (ruddy duck) is the source of this 3098-nucleotide messenger RNA. RefSeq names its product inositol 1,4,5-triphosphate receptor associated 2-like. The transcript has 16 exons. Bases 617 to 2092 code for a protein of 491 amino acids. Gene Ontology annotation, cellular component: endoplasmic reticulum membrane. NCBI's taxonomy places the organism in Eukaryota, Metazoa, Chordata, Aves, Anseriformes, Anatidae. The record is from RefSeq and is a predicted model, not a curated record.